CAAAAAUCCAGGGUAGCGUUUGCAGUCAGAAGGCAGGAGCCCCGGGACGGAACACUUUCUCCCAUCCAGGGUCAGAUCACAAGGUGAACAUCGGUUAUUUUAUUGAGCAGUGAAGACUUCACUGAUGAAGACUCAGCAAAUUAUCUGUCACCAAGAGGUGUGACAACUAAACUUAGACAAUAAAAAGGAAAAAGCCAGAUGCAGGUUGCAUGAACUACCACUUACUGGACAUCUUCAAAUCCUCCAGAAUCAACAGAGCAACCAGGCAGCAACGAAGAAAUGCAGGCCAUCGGCAACCUCACCACGGUGCCUGGGAACAGCAGUCUGUGCACCAGAGAUCACAAAAUCACGCAGGUGCUCUUCCCACUGCUCUACACUGUUCUGUUUUUUGUUGGACUCGUCACAAACAGCCUGGCCAUGAGGAUUUUCUUUCAAAUCCGCAGUAAAUCAAACUUCAUUAUUUUCCUUAAGAAUACGGUCAUUUCUGAUCUUCUCAUGAUUCUGACUUUUCCAUUCAAAAUUCUUAGUGAUGCCAAACUGGGAACGGGACCACUGAGAACCUUUGUGUGCCAAGUCACCUCCGUCGUAUUUUAUUUCACAAUGUAUAUCAGCAUUUCAUUCCUUGGACUGAUAACGAUUGAUCGCUACCAGAAGACCACUAGGCCAUUUAAGACAUAUAAUCCCAGCAAUCUGCUGGGGGCCAAGAUUCUCUCUGUGGUCAUCUGGGCCUUCAUGUUCUUCAUCUCUUUGCCUAACAUGAUUCUGACCAACAGGAGGCCAAGAGACAAGAAUGUGAAUAAAUGCUCUUUCCUGAAAUCAGAGUUUGGUCUGGUCUGGCAUGAAAUAGUGAACUACAUCUGUCAAGUCAUUUUCUGGAUUAAUUUCUUAAUUGUCAUUGUAUGUUACACACUCAUUACAAAAGAACUAUACAGGUCAUAUAUAAGAACCAGGGGAGCGGGCAAAGUCCCCAGGAAAAAGGUGAAUGUCAAAGUGUUCAUUAUCAUUGCUGUAUUCUUCAUUUGUUUUGUUCCUUUCCAUUUUGCCCGAAUUCCUUACACUCUGAGCCAAACUCGGGAUGUCUUUGACUGUGCUGCUGAAAAUACUCUGUUCUACGUGAAGGAGAGCACUUUGUGGUUAACGUCCUUGAACGCAUGCCUGGAUCCAUUCAUCUAUUUUUUCCUUUGCAAAUCCUUCAGAAAUUCCUUGAUAAGUAUGCUGAAGUGUCCCAAUUCUGCAACAUCGUCUCAGGAAAACAGGAAAAAAGGACAGAAUAGUAGUGACCCCCAUGAAGAAACUCCAAUGUAAACAAAUUAAUGGAGGAAAAUAUUUGAAUCAAUUGGGGAUCAUAAUUCCUUAAAUGAAAGCACUAUGUAAGUAAGAAUUAACACUGACUACCUAACAAUGAAGUGAAUGACAGUGACUCUUGAAAAAUAGAAAACUACAAAAAAUUUUAUUUACUUUUCCAGUAAUAAGAGGUAUCUCUAAAUGUAGAAAAAUAACCUAACUCAUAGAAGCAGAACACACUGCAUCCAAUUGCCAUUCUGCACACAAAACUAUACAAAAUCCACAAUGUGCAGUUUUGCCAAAAUGGGUAAUCAUAUAAUAAUACCUACUUGCAAUUUUUAAAAUAUAUCAUUGGCCACAAUUUUUUAUAACCAUCUAAGAAAUGAUGGUUAUAAUCAUCUUACUAAAAGUGAUACCUACGAUGUAUAUGUGUGUGUGGAUAUACCCUAGUCCCUACUGUGAUACUUUUUAUGAAAAUUGAAGUGGCAUAUGCAAUGAAUAAUAAAUACUAACUUUUAAUUAUUAGCAGAAACCUAAGGGAUUUAAACUAAUUGAGAUGACACUUGAUUAGACUGAAUUUUUUUUUAAAUGUUCAUUAAGGAGACAGAGAUUUAAAGAAUACCUUUUCGAUAAAGAGCAAAAAUAUCAAAUGAAGUCAGGAAAGGAGAGUUACUUUUAUAACAUUCUAAUACUAGACAAAAAAAUAUCGGUAUUUCCUUAACACCAGAGCAACUGGUUUUACUAAUAUUUUGACAACAUCAAUGAAUUUAAUAGCAUCUUUGAUGCCUUUAUUAACUAGCUUCUAGAAAAUACCUGCUACUUGGGUUAGUGAACAUUUUCAAUUAGUGAGAAAAAUUAAAUAUAAUUACAGUGUUGCAUGGCCUAACUACUAAGUGAUUUGACUAUCUGUUAUAAUAUGCAUAUAAAAAUGUACAUUAAACUGUGUAUCACA
Nycticebus coucang (slow loris) is the source of this 2236-nucleotide messenger RNA. It is a transcript of the gene P2RY12, whose product is annotated as purinergic receptor P2Y12. The transcript has 3 exons. Bases 280 to 1305 code for a protein of 341 amino acids. Gene Ontology annotation, biological process: blood coagulation; G protein-coupled receptor signaling pathway. Gene Ontology annotation, cellular component: membrane. Lineage: Eukaryota; Metazoa; Chordata; Mammalia; Primates; Lorisidae. Gene Ontology annotation, molecular function: G protein-coupled purinergic nucleotide receptor activity. The record is from RefSeq and is a predicted model, not a curated record.